This is a messenger RNA of Triticum turgidum subsp. durum (durum wheat), 2736 nucleotides long. NCBI's taxonomy places the organism in Eukaryota, Viridiplantae, Streptophyta, Magnoliopsida, Poales, Poaceae. The record is from the annotation of a GenBank genome assembly.
AUGCAAACAUCCUGUAGCAAGUUGAUCCGAUGGAGUCCCCAAUUCUUUGAUUCUGGUACACCAACCACCGCAAAAUCCAAAAUGGCUUUCCCAGCCCUACCAGUUACCCUCACAUGCCUCACACUGUUAGCUCUCUUAUCACUCGCCAUGGCGGCUGAUAACAACUCCACUGGCCUCAUCCUCGUAAAUUGCGGAGCAUCGACCCAAGAAGCUGAUGAUAGUGGUCGUACUUGGGUCGGGGACACCGGCUCCAAGUUCGCGCCAUUAUUGAAAGGAGUUGCAACCACUGCUCCAAACCAAGACCCUUCACUCCCCUCCACGGUCCCUUUUAUGACUGCACGCAUCUUCACUUCAAACUACACCUAUUCCUUCUCUGUCAACCCAGGCCGCAUGUUCUUACGCCUCUACUUCUAUCCGGUUGCUUAUGCAAACUAUGCCGUCUCAGAUGCCUUCUUCAGUGUCACGACACGGAAUCUUGUCCUCUUAAAUGAUUUCAGUGCUUCGCAAACAGCUCAGGCGAUCACUUCUGCCUUCCUUGUGCGCGAGUUCUCGGUGAAUGUUUCUUCAGGAUCCUCCUUGGACCUCACCUUUGCCCCAUCAGCACAUCGCAAUGGUUCUUACGCAUUUGUGAACGGCAUUGAGAUUGUGCCCACUCCUGACAUCUUCACAGCACCUGACACAAGAUAUGUCGGUGAUAACACAGCCCCAUUCUCAUUCGACGCUGGCAUGGCCGUCCAGACUAUGUACCGGCUCAAUGUCGGGGGCCAAGCCAUUUCCCCGAAAGGUGACUCGGGCUUCUACCGCUCAUGGGCCAAUGAUGCCCCCUACAUAUUUGGUGGCUCUGGGGUGACCUUCUCCAAAGAUGAUAAUUUGACCAUCACCUAUACAUCCAACGUGCCGAAUUACACGGCGCCAGUUGAUGUCUAUGGUACAGCUCGGUCGAUGGGGCCAACUGCACAGAUCAACCUCAACUACAACCUUACAUGGAUUUUACCCGUUGAUGCGGGGUUCAGUUACCUCCUAAGGUUCCAUUUCUGUGAGAUUCAGUAUCCUAUUACAAAGCAGAAUCAGAGGUCCUUCUUCAUCUACAUCAACAAUCAGACAGCGCAGGAGCAAAUGGAUGUCAUCGUCUGGAGCGGAGGAAUCGGUAGAACAGCAUACACAGACUAUGUUAUCAUGGCUGUUGGUUCUGGUCAGGUGGACAUGUGGAUUGCACUUCACCCUGAUCUUUCAAGUAAACCAGAGUAUUUUGAUGCAAUACUGAAUGGUCUUGAGAUCUUCAAGCUACAGAAUUACGGAUCACCGAACAAUCUUUCUGGGCUCAAUCCUCCACUUCCACAAAAGCCAACUGAUGCCAGUCCCGGCGCGGCGUCUGGCAAAAUGAAAUCUGUCGCGGCUAUCAUAGGUGGAGCUGUUGGUGGUUUCGCAGUGCUGCUGGUCACAUGUUUUGGCGUUUGCAUCAUCUGCAAACGAAAGAACAAGAAGAACAAGAAGAAGAUAUCCAAGGAUCCUGGUGGUAAAUCUGAAGAUGGUCACUGGACUCCUCUCACCGAGUAUAGCGGAUCACGGUCAGCUAUGUCGGGAAACACGGCCACAACCGGGUCGACGCUGCCAUCCAACCUCUGCCGCCACUUCACUUUCGCCGAGCUUCAGACCGCCACCAAGAAUUUCGACCAGGCCUUCCUGCUCGGCAAAGGUGGGUUCGGGAACGUGUACCUCGGGGAGAUCGACAGUGGCACCAAGGUGGCGAUCAAGCGGUGCAACCCGAUGUCCGAGCAGGGCGUCCACGAGUUCCAGACGGAGAUCGAGAUGCUGUCCAAGCUCCGGCACCGCCACCUGGUGUCCCUCAUCGGCUACUGCGAGGACAAGAGCGAGAUGAUCCUGGUGUACGACUACAUGGCCCACGGCACGCUCCGGGAGCACCUCUACAACACCAAGAACCCGCCGCUGUCGUGGAAGAAGCGGCUCGAGAUCUGCAUCGGCGCCGCCCGGGGCCUCUACUACCUGCACACCGGCGUGAAGCACACCAUCAUCCACCGCGACGUCAAGACCACCAACAUCCUGCUGGACGACAAGUGGGUCGCCAAGGUCUCCGACUUCGGGCUGUCCAAGACGGGGCCCAACAUGGACGCCACCCACGUCAGCACCGUCGUCAAGGGCAGCUUCGGGUACCUCGACCCGGAGUACUUCCGGCGGCAGCAGCUCUCGGAGAAAUCCGACGUCUACUCCUUCGGCGUCGUGCUGUUCGAGGUGCUCUGCGCGCGCCCCGCGCUGAGCCCCUCGCUGCCCAAGGAGCAGAUCAGCCUCGCCGACUGGGCGCUGCGCUGCCAGAAGCAAGGCGUGCUCGGCCAGGUCAUGGACCCGGUGCUCCAGGGGAAGAUCGCGCCCCAGUGCUUCCUCAAGUUCACGGACACCGCGGAGAAAUGCGUGGCCGACCGCAGCGUCGACCGGCCGUCCAUGGGCGACGUCCUCUGGAACCUCGAGUUCGCGCUCCAGCUGCAGGAGAGCGAGGAGGACACCGGCAGCCUCACUGAGGGGACACUGUCGUCGUCGGGCGCGUCGCCUCUCGUCAUGACCAGACUGCAGUCGGACGAGCCGUCGACGGACGCAAGCACCACCACGACGACCACGACCACGAUGAGCAUGACGGGACGGAGCAUCGCGAGCGUGGACUCGGACGGGCUGACGCCGAGCGCCGUUUUCUCGCAGAUCAUGCAUCCGGAUGGCAGGUGCUAG